UUCAAUUUAAUAUUCAUCGAUGAAAGUCCUUCAUUGAGGUAAUUCUUACGAUAUAUAGUUACUAUGCACAUAAUAAUGGUUAUUAUAUGAUACAAAAUUGUUUCAGAAAAAUCUUCAAUGUUUCGUCCGUUCAGACAUUUCACUUGCAUCAACAAUUUUUAAUUUGUGUUACACAAGAUGCACGAAAUGUAUCCAAAACUGUGCAUAAAAUUUUCGAAAUUGUAAUGGAUAUGGGCUUUUUCAAAGUGAAUGUUUUGAUAAAACGUGAAAAUGUCUCAAUAUGGACUAUUUAUAAGUACAAACCAUUCCUUCGAAGUUGUAAUUCAAUCGAUAUUCAUAAAAUAGAAAGCUUUUCUUUGAAUAAUUAUACAAGCAAGUUAAAUCAUUCACUGGAACAAUUGUAUCCAUCGAGACACUUCAAAUUUCCCAACUGUCCCCUGCAUAUUUCAACAAUUUCCUUUGAACCAUUCGUUAUAAUUCGAAAAAAAUCCAACGGGAUAGUUACCUUUGAUGGUUUUGAUGUCAUUGUUGUCAAUGAAAUCGCGAAAACAAUGAAUUUGAUUCCAAAGUAUAAGCAAGCACCUGGUAAGAAUAAUCGUGGAAUAAUUGCAGAAAAUGGUAGUGUAACAGGUGCAAUGGAAAUGGUAGUAAAUGGCACUGCAACAAUGACGAUUGGUGCGUAUGCAUUAUCUUUAGAAAGAGCAUCAAUAAUGACACCCAGUAUUGUUUACAUGCAACAAGCAUUCAUUUUUGCAUUCGUUAAUAACGUCAUUCUUUCAACACCUCUUUGGAGGUUAAUGGGACCAUUUCAAAGUUAUGUCUGGAUUUCGAUUGCACUGCUUCUUGGCAUAUCGUUUUCAAUUAUAUUGUUAUCGAAAAAAUUAUCAAUGCGACAAAGGCACUUUGUGAUUGGAGGACGGAUGAAUCGCACUCCCAUUUUGAACUUAAUGAAUGUUCUGAUCGGAAACGUCAUACCAAAUAGACAAAUGGCAAAUAGACGAUAUUUCGGCGUGUUUGCUCGGACUUUAACCAUUUUUUGGAUAUUUCUAUGGCUGAUUAUUCGGAAUUCAUACCAAGGUUCUCUAUACGGUUUUUUACAAACACAACGGAAUAACUCACCAUAUGAUACAGUCAACAAAAUACGAGAUUCAGAUGUCAAUAUCAUAAUACCUUCUACAUCACUACAAUUAAUUCCAAAAGUCUUUAACACCGAAAGACUAAUUCCAGUUGAUCACGGCGAUUUCGAAGGAUUGGAAAACUUAUGGAAUGGUCAAUCAGAAGGUGUAUUUUUUUCAAAUGAUCUAUGUGUUUUUUAUUUCAAUUUCAUCAAGAACUCUUGGCAUCGUAUUAGUACUUCUAGAGAUGUAGUCCGACCACAUACAUUAGUAUUUUAUUUUCGUAAAAAUUCAAUUUUAACAUGGAAAUUUAAUCGAAAAAUUGAAAGAUGCGAUCAAGCUGGUCUGAUAACUCAUUGGAUCUCAAAAUACAGACAGAAACCAAAAGAAGCCAAAUAUAAAGGUCCAUCAAAAUUGAAAAUGGUUCAUGUCAUUGCAAUCUUACAAAUAUCGGCUAUCAUGUAUUUAAUCGCUUUUUUCGUCUUUUUGAUGGAAAUAUUUGCAUACGAAGAUGGAUAUAUCAAGAAAGUAUUAGAUUUUUUAACAUAUUAG
This is a messenger RNA of Contarinia nasturtii (swede midge), 1667 nucleotides long. RefSeq lists its product as uncharacterized. The transcript is spliced from 3 exons. Gene Ontology annotation, molecular function: ligand-gated monoatomic ion channel activity. Lineage: Eukaryota; Metazoa; Arthropoda; Insecta; Diptera; Cecidomyiidae. The record is from RefSeq and is a predicted model, not a curated record. Gene Ontology annotation, cellular component: membrane. Bases 87 to 1667 code for a protein of 526 amino acids.